Messenger RNA from Macrosteles quadrilineatus (aster leafhopper), 1166 nucleotides. RefSeq names its product longitudinals lacking protein, isoforms H/M/V-like. The transcript has 4 exons. NCBI's taxonomy places the organism in Eukaryota, Metazoa, Arthropoda, Insecta, Hemiptera, Cicadellidae. The coding region runs from base 132 to 1151 and encodes 339 amino acids. Gene Ontology annotation, molecular function: protein binding. Gene Ontology annotation, biological process: regulation of transcription by RNA polymerase II. Gene Ontology annotation, cellular component: nucleus. The record is from RefSeq and is a predicted model, not a curated record.
GUUCGCCUAUUACUUUUUGCUCAACCGACGCCACCGAGCUUCGAUGCUGCUUUGAAGCUUCACCAACGGCAUUCACAUCCAAGACGCCAUAACAUGAACUUCGUGGAGUGAAAACACAGCAAUUUACCAAGAUGGCAACGGACCAGCAAUUUUGUCUACGCUGGAACAAUCACCAAAGUACUCUGAUCUCCGUAUUCGAUUCUCUAUUGGAGAAUGGAACUCUAGUCGACUGCACACUUGCUGCUGAGGGACAGUCCCUGAAAGCCCACAAAGUCGUCCUAUCGGCAUGCAGUCCUUACUUGGAAGCGCUGCUAAGUCAGCAUUACGAGAAACAUCCAAUAGUGAUCCUGAAGGAUGUGAAGUUUUCGGAACUUAAAAGUAUGAUGGACUAUAUGUAUCGCGGUGAAGUGAACAUUUCCCAAGAUCAAUUAGGAACUUUCUUAAAAGCCGCCGAAUCGCUUCAAAUUAAGGGACUGUCAGAUAACGGAGAUGAUGCGCGAGAUGUAGGUUCGACAAAUAAAAAACCGGAUGCACCCCGACCUAAUGUCACCCAAACCCGCGCACCCUUAGAAUCAAAAAGGCCCGCCCCUUUAGGAGAUGUGUCAGAUACCUCUAGGGACGGUAGCAUUUCUCCUUCUUCUCUGAGGAAGAGAAGAAGAACACGAAGGCCUUCAAAUGGGGAAGACCCCGAAAAUAAUUUAGAUAACAAUGUCUGUGAUCUCCCUGCCCCUCAAUCUACCCCCAUGCCAGUUCCUAGUGCCCCUGUUCAAAGUUUACCUAAGCAAAUAGUCAAAACAGAACCACCUCCGCCGAUGCCUGAUCCUGUGAAAAAAGAAAUUCUGGACCCCCCCGCCGAACCUCUGCUAGAACCCAAGACUGAGUACCUGGACUACAUGAAUAACGAAAACAGCAUUGAAGUUGAAGAUCUGACCCUGGACGACGAUGAUGAGGAUGGAAUGGACUCUUCAAUGGAUGCCUCUCGACCCGGACCCUCACAUGGCGAUCUAUCACAAGGCGGUUACCCUCCAUGGACAAUGACAGGCGACCAAUCAGGCACGGACGAAAUCUUCAUGGCAGCACAGGAAGCAGUCGGCGCAGCAUCAGGACAACAGCAACGUGAUAGUCAAGGUAGGCAUGGGUCGCUGACUUGAACACAUGGGGUCGGG